Molecule: messenger RNA, 1527 nt
Organism: Terrapene triunguis (Three-toed box turtle)
Lineage: Eukaryota; Metazoa; Chordata; Testudines; Emydidae
Gene: TAF6
Product: TATA-box binding protein associated factor 6
Exons: 9
Biological process (GO): RNA polymerase II preinitiation complex assembly; transcription initiation at RNA polymerase II promoter
Cellular component (GO): SAGA complex; transcription factor TFIID complex; SLIK (SAGA-like) complex
Molecular function (GO): transcription coactivator activity; RNA polymerase II general transcription initiation factor activity
Source: RefSeq, a predicted model, not a curated record
UCACACCCUGCCCCCCCAGGGAAGGAGAAGAAGGCCCCCGUGCUGGAGGGGGCCCCGCUGAAGCUGAAGCCGCGCAGUAUCCAUGAACUGUCGGUGGAGCAGCAGCUGUACUACAAGGAGAUCACCGAGGCCUGCGUGGGCUCCUGCGAGGCCAAGAGAGCCGAGGCCCUGCAGAGCAUCGCCACCGACCCCGGGCUCUACCAGAUGUUACCUCGCUUCAGCACCUUCAUCUCCGAAGGGGUGCGUGUGAAUGUGGUGCAGAAUAACCUGGCGCUGCUCAUCUACCUGAUGCGGAUGGUGAAGGCGCUGAUGGACAACCCCACCCUGUACCUGGAGAAAUACCUGCACGAGCUGAUCCCGGCCGUGAUGACCUGUAUCGUGAGCCGGCAGCUCUGCCUGCGGCCGGACGUGGACAAUCACUGGGCCCUGCGGGACUUCGCCGCCCGCCUCAUCGCCCAGAUCUGCAAGAACUUCAGCACCACCACCAACAACAUCCAGUCCCGCAUCACCAAGACCUUCACCAAGAGCUGGGUGGAUGAGAAGACGCCCUGGACCACACGGUAUGGCUCCAUCGCUGGGCUGGCCGAGCUGGGUCACGACGUGAUCAAGACCCUGAUCCUGCCGCGGCUGCAGGUGGAGGGCGAGCGGGUGCGCGGCAUCGUGGAGGGGCCGGUUGUCAGCAACAUCGACAAGAUCGGGGCCGACCACGUCCAGAGUCUGCUGCUGAAGCACUGCGCCCCGGUGCUGGCCAAGAUCCGCCCGCCGCCCGACAACCAGGACUCGUACAAGGCCGACUACGGCUCCCUGGGCUCCCUGCUCUGCACCCACGUGGUGAAAGCCCGGGCACAGGCCGCCAUGCAGGCCCAGCAGGUCAACCGCACCACCCUCACCAUCACCCAGCCCCGCCCGACGCUGACCCUGUCCCAGGCCCCCCAGGGCCCCCCGCGGGCCCCGAGCAUCAUCAAAGUGCCCAGCUCCAUCACGCUGCCCGUGCAGACCCUGGUGUCCGGCCGCCCCUCCACCCCCACCCAGCCCUCCCCGCCCCCCACCAAGUACAUUGUCAUGUCCUCCGCCUCCGGCAGCAGCGCCUCCCAGCAGGUGAUCACCUUCAGCAGCAGCCCCCUGGGCACGGCCAGCUCCCCCGUCAGCACCACGGCGGCCGGGGUGCAGCCCGUGGUGAAGCUGGUCUCCACGGCCCAGACGGCGCCCAGCGCCACGGUGACGGGCAGCCUGCAGAAGUACAUCGUGGUCUCGCUGCCGCCCCCGGGCGAGGGGGGCAAAGCGGGGGGGCCCCAGCUCUCCCCCUCGGCCCCGCCAGGCCUGGCGCUGCCCGGCCUGGCCCCCGCCGCCACCAUCAAGCAGGAGCCUGGGGACAGCCCCCAAGCCCCCCCCGGCACCCCCAGCCCCUUCGGCAAAGCCAACGGGACGCAGGGGGGCGUGGCCGGGUCGCCCCAGCCCUCCCAGUGACCCCGGCCACAGGGACACCCCCACCCCCACAGUGCCCUCAGGGCUGGGGUCGGUGAUGUG